Molecule: messenger RNA, 725 nt
Organism: Syzygium oleosum
Lineage: Eukaryota; Viridiplantae; Streptophyta; Magnoliopsida; Myrtales; Myrtaceae
Exons: 4
Coding region: 145-513 (122 amino acids)
Source: RefSeq, a predicted model, not a curated record
GUGUAAGAUAAGCCUGAUAAGGCGACUGGUUGAGGAAGUAGUAAUUUUCAAGUCUUCCAGGACUAUGCAGAUAGAUUGGUGAAAAAUGCCUAUGAGAAUUGGAAUGAUGUUAGACAGUUCGAUGCUGAGGCUUCUUCAAGUUCCAUGUCGGAGAAGUUCUCAAGUUCUUUCCUAUCUGAAGUUCUAGGAGAUCAGCAAUGCUGCCAUCCAGUUCACGACAAUAUGCCUCCGCCGAGAUUGGCCAGUCAAGUUGGUUUGAAAGUACCUCCAAGAAGUUCAGCAUCCACGGUGGAAGGAAAUAGUGGCAUUACUGCUGCUCGAUUGCCAACACAGUCACAAAGUCUCAAUUCCCAAAAUGCCUCUUGGAACCAAUUUAUUGACUGUAUGGACCAAAUAGAGCCUUCACCAGAUAAAAAUCUACAGACAUUCGGACAAGUGUACGAGUCACCUUCAAGCUCCCCAGCUUUCGACAUUGAGGCUGAUGGGAUUGAUUGGCUACUACGAGGUGACUGAGGGCUUGAAUCAUGUGGCUACCAAUCAAGCGCAGCUUGCUCCCCAACAAACUUUUUGGAUUUUAUUCAGAGCAUUGGCCGAAGAGACUUUUUAUUUAUCUCAAUAAUGUGAGUUGAGUCAUGUUUAGUGUAUCAGAAGUUUGUAGUUUACCGAAUGAAAUGAUGAAAUUUCUAUUCCGAUUAAUCAAAGUAUGAGCACUAUGCUUUUUGGUA